AUGGAAGGCGCCGUCACGCGCGAAGGCCUCGAGGCCGCCGCCACCCUCUUUCAGGCGCAGGUCAACGACGCGCCACGCAUGCUCGUAGCGCGCAACGUGCCGUUGGUCGAAUGGCUUGCCGACGACUACGACAGUCGUCUCUGCGGCGCCAUCUUGUCGGUCACGUACGAAGGCGAGGCCGACGACGUGUCGACGCUCGCGUCGAUCUACAUUGUCCGCGCCAUCACGCGGCCGCCAUAUAGCACGACUUUCGAGAUGGCCCAGAGCCGUCCGAUCAUUGCGAACGGCGAGGUGCGCAUCGCCGACUCGCAGAUGGCGUGCGUAGACGCCAACGGCGCCAUGCUCCCGCCGAUCAUGGUCAUUGAGCUCGAGGUCGUGAACCGAAGCAUCUCGACCAUCGUGGCCUGGAUGCAGGGCUACUUUGACAUGCUUGCGGGGCUGCGCGUGGCGCUGGCCUUCAAGUACUUUCUCAACGAGGACGCAGAAGACCCCCAGCGCUUUAGCGCAGUCGUGCUCCAGUACGGUCGCAACGCGACGGGCCACGUGGUGCUGCAGUUUGCAGCCAGCUUUGGCUCGGUUUCGUUGAGCCUGGACGAGAAGGCGACGAUCGACGACGACAUUUUGGCCACGAUGAAGGUCUUUGACGACGAUAUUGCAAGCGAGCUGGCACUGGGCCACACGAAAUGGGCCCAUCCGACGGUGCCGUGCCCGACCCUCCAACUGUCGGUCGAGGACCUCUGGCCCGGGCCUGACCGGGAGUUAUAUGUCACUCCCGGCACCGAGAACAUUUCCAUGGACCUUUACGCCAUGAUGCUAGCGAUUCGCGAUUCGACGGCGGAAGAGUAG
This is a messenger RNA of Saprolegnia diclina VS20, 846 nucleotides long. RefSeq lists its product as hypothetical. The coding region runs from base 1 to 846 and encodes 281 amino acids. The transcript has a single exon. The record is from RefSeq and is a predicted model, not a curated record. Lineage: Eukaryota; Oomycota; Saprolegniomycetes; Saprolegniales; Saprolegniaceae.